Molecule: messenger RNA, 4649 nt
Organism: Podarcis raffonei (Aeolian wall lizard)
Lineage: Eukaryota; Metazoa; Chordata; Lepidosauria; Squamata; Lacertidae
Gene: RNF169
Product: ring finger protein 169
Exons: 6
Coding region: 1-1950 (649 amino acids)
Biological process (GO): double-strand break repair
Cellular component (GO): nucleus; site of double-strand break
Molecular function (GO): nucleosome binding; ubiquitin-protein transferase activity
Source: RefSeq, a predicted model, not a curated record
AUGGCGGCGGCGGCAGCAUCGGCGGCGGCGCUCGGCGUCCGGGCCGCGGGGUCUCCGCCGCCGCCGCCUCCGCUCCUGCGACGGGGCCGGGGCCGGAGGAGGCGGCGCCAAGGCGGGCCUGAGGAGAAAGAGGCGGCGGCGGAGGGCGGCGGGCCCCGGUGCGCCUACGGGCCGCGGCGCUGCCCGCCUCAGGGCCCCGGCCGCCCGUUUUGCCGCAGCCGCCUCGGCAGCUUCUCCUCGGUUCGGGCCCCGUCGGAAGGGGAGACGCCGCCGCCGCCUCCUCCGCCACCGCCCGCCCAGGCAGAGCGAGAUUUUAUAUUCAGAGCACCCAUCACAUUAAGCAAGCCUGGAGAGCUGCAUGAGGAAUACAAAAGCCAGCUACGAAAGUUGAGGGAUGAAAAACUGCAAGAAGAGAGGACCUCUGAUGAUUUUAUUCACAAGCUGAUUGUUGAGGACACGACUGAUGCAGGGAAAAGAAAAACAGAAGAUCAGAAGAAAGAGGAGUCCUUAAUGGUCAAAAUGACCCAAGAACGUUUUCCGGAACGCCUCUCUGAUUCCGAGAAUGAGGAACCAUUCCAGGGCAAAUCUGCACAUCGGUCAGCUUUUGUCUCCAAGGGAAGCACCUAUUCAAUAGCAUUGGUGGCAGAAAGCUUGAGCUCCAAGGUAGAAAGGAGCCAGAGUUGCAACGAUACCCUUCGAGAAAGAUCCAAAAGCAGGCAAAGAUCAGCUCCAGUCAGAACAAAGAUAAACCAGUUAUCUGGUGCACCUGCUCCCCUCGCUGGAGUUUUAUCGUCCACCCAGAACAAUCGCUGCCUCUCCGCCCCAGACCUAACAGCUGAUAAGCGCCUUGUCUUCCAUGCAGCUGCUUCCUUCUCCGUCCUCCAGAAGCCAGAGCGCUCUAUCAGCCCCGAGAGCAAUGACAGCAUUUCAGAAGAACUCAAUCACUUCAAGCCCAUUGUCUGUUCCCCCUGCACACCUCCAAAGCAGCUUCCCGACGGUGGAGUUCUCAGUCCCCUAAUUAUCAAGUCUACUCCGAGGAACCUAACGAGGAGUUUACAGAAGCCAACCACUUACGAAGCCAGUCCCAGGAUCUUGAAAAAAUGGGAGCAGAUCUUCCAGGAACGGCAGGUGAAAAAGACUCUUUCUAAAGCCACCCUAACAUCCCUGGCCCCAGAGGCGGGGGAAGAUUUUCUGGUUCCUAGCGCGAACUCACUCGUCAAGGAGCCCCUGCAGAUAUCAAACGACGUGCUGCCGCCUGAAACCAUCACGCACGUGCAGGCAGCGACAGACUGUUCUCCUUCCGUCUGUGUUUCAAAGUUUGAAAGCUCUGGCAAUAUCAGGAGAGACUUGGAGGCAGUGGAAGAUCACCCCAAAGCACCCGUAGCGAGACACAACGAAAACAACCUAAACACCAGGAUUUCUGAGGUCCCCAGCGCAAAAGCAGCCUUGCGGCAGACGGAAACGUGUCUGAACAUCGAUGCCAAAAUGGUGACCCGGAAAGUGAUUAGAGUCAGCUCAGAGUUUCCAGAGAAUGGGGCCCUCGGCCCAUCGGUCAAGGCAGCCGGCAGGAAGCAGCUGAAGUACCUGAACGAAAGUGAGCGGAGCAACUUCCCGAACGGCGUCUGUAUUGAGAAAGCCCUCGGCGACGAGGCCUCGCCUUUGAGGAGGGGCCGAAAGAGACAGUGCAAAAUGAAGCACUUGGAACAGGCCGGCUCGGUCAAGAGACUGAGGCAGGUGGCCUGUCACCACGGGGCGCUGGCUGCUCCCGAACCCCCGAGGAAGAGGAGGAGGAGUGAGAUGGAGCAGAGGCUGAAGCAGGAGGAGGAAGACCGCCGGCUGGCCUUGCAGCUCCAGCGGAAGUUUGACAGCGAGAACAGGACAGUGGCAAGGCGGAAAGGAAGAGCAGAUCAGUAUUUCCUGCGGUCAAAGAGCACCACGGGUGCAAAGUAGCACUUAUUGAACAAUGUUGCCUUUUCUAGUUAAUGUGAGGUUGGUCAAAAUGAUCUGGGAAGGAGGAAUACCUGUUUUGUUAUCCUACCUCCCCCCCUCCCCCAAUUGCGUUUCCUUUUUUUUUAUGGUAAGGUGAGUUAAAUCCAGUUCACGCUACAGUCAAGGUCUUUGCACAGAUGUAGGCUACACUUUAUUCUUUUUACUGAAGUUGCUUCUGAGACUCUUCAGACCCACUCACAGGAAUGCAUUUAAAUUUCACUGAUCAGAAGGGCAUAGACCCGUGUCUGCAGCCGAGUCCCAUUGGUAUGCAAACUGCUUCCAGGUUGCGAGUAGAUGACACUAUUGGAUUGGCAUUUUUUGUCACUGAAACCAGUUGCUGUAAGUGAUAUUUUAACCUCAGGAGCAGCCUUGAGAGGGAGGGAGGCUAGUCACUUGGAACUGUGGGAUACACAGGAAUGUAUUUAAAUAUACAGUGUAUUAUUGAGCAUUCACAUCUAUGGAGGGCUGUUUAUACAGACCCCAAACUAAUAACCUUUUGCCAGAUCUGUGGCUGCUAUUUGUGCUGUCCAUCUCUUAAGACCUGGCACAAUCCGUUUGCAUUGCCAUAGAUUAUUUUUUGAUCCCAAGGCCAUGUUAAUAGGAGUCAGAUUUGCAGUGUACAGCUACAAGUCUUCCCACUCUGGCGAGACAGAACUGAAGGCAGAGAAAUUGCACCUAGUCUCUCUCACUACCGUGGCGAUUUGUUUGCUGUCCCAAGCCUUCCUCUUGCUCCUCCUCAUGCACAGCUUUGGGGAUAUAAACUAUGACAGCUGUGGAACGACUUCUGUGACUGGAAAUGUGUGCGGAUGUGUUGUGUGAAUGAGACGGCCGUGGAGAGUGGAUUCUGUUGAACUCUUCCAGGGUCUGGUUUUUGAGAUUGCUGAGUUGAAAGGCCCAAUGCAGAUGGCUAAACUGUCCCAUUUAAAGUGGGUUUUGAAUUGGAGAUAGGUGGUGUUGAUAGUAUUUUCUGGACACCCACCCUAACCAGUGCUCACUUGGUCAGCAAGUUAAAGUUUCCACAUGUGGAAGUGUGUCAUAUUUACAAUCUCUUCAGCAAUGCUUGUUUCCUAGUGUGCUACAGAGGGUUUUUUGUUUUGCUGAAGGCUUUUCACAAGCCUGCUUUGUCGUAAGAAUUUGAAGAGGAUAAGUUGACUCACGAUGACUUCAGAAGUGGCCACUGCAAUCAGCCAGGUUUGUCCCACACUAGGAGCAGGUGUUUUUAAGCCCCUUUGAACUACGUACCAUGAUAGAUUGACAUUGAGGCCUCUGGGUUUGCUGCUCAGGAAAAAUUGAAAGCCACAAAAGGUGAAAUACAGAGUAAACAGUCUAUAAGUACAUCACCCUAGCCUGGUUAGAGCGAAAGAAGCUCUCAACGGGUGAAAACUUGUAAUCUCUAAAAGCAGGUUGCGGUUUGAAAAUGCGCUUAGCACUUCAACAGUCACUUGUAGACCCAGGUCUCUCUGUUGUGCUGCUGUAUCCCUUUGGAGGUGGGAAGCUAAAACUUGGCAUACACUUCUCAAGGCUUCCUCAAUCACUGGCAAGAGAGCUACCCCCCACCUGUCUUCCAGCUUGACUCGUUCAUUCCAACUGCCUUGCGGAGUUUCCUUUGUUAUCCUGCAACUUCCUCUCUACAGCUGUUUGCUGGAGGGGCAGAGCUCUUGCGGUCGGCACUGUCUAGCAUCAGCCUUGACACUUGCUUGGACCAAGCAAAUCUGGCACGUAAGAGAAUUCUCUAAAAACUAUGUGGAGGAAAGUGUUGCUCUCACCCUUUGAACUAAUUCCAAAUUGGUUUGUUUUCCUGGCGAACAGAACUAGAAUAUUUUUUGGUUUCACUUUUGCUUCAUUUCCUUAGGUCCUUACCAUUCUAUCAUAUUUAGGUAGAAGGAAGCCCCACUGGUUUCAGUGGGGCUCACUUUUUGGUAAGCUUGAGUAGAACUGCAACCUUAAAUUUUGUUGAUCUGUUAGAGACAGAAAAUGCUUAUGUAAAAUGCAGUGUUUCCUUGCUGAAAACCUGGGAGCAAUCGGUAUUAUUCUCAACAUGCCAAAGACUGCCAUUACAGUAAGGAAGCCCUUAUGGAGACCAGACCUUUUCAGGCCCUUUGGAAAGAUGUGGCCCCUUGGUAAGAAAAGGGGAUUGGAAAGACAUUUCAAGAGGAGGAGAACUGGGCCUUAAAAACUUGGAAAGUAUGAGUUCACUUCAGAUGCUUAUUUCAGCAUAAUCUCUGGUGAAUGUAGAACACUUUUUCCAAGUGAUCGCACGUCAAGUAACAUAAUUUGGGUGAGCUGAUGAUCAUGUUUCUUAAUGGGAAUUUAGGAUCAUCACUGGAAGAAUUAUGUGGCUUUCCAGUUCUUUUGUUGCACUACCGCACACAGGUAGUCAGGCUGUCUGUUCCGUGUUGUCCCGGUGCAUGUUGCAGGGGCUCAGCCCUCGAGACCCAUUUAGGGCCCAGUGACGUUCCUUUCGCCCCACAGGCCCUGGCAGGAGAUGAAUGCUAAAGGCUCCAGCCUAAGGCUGGCAUGGAACAACAGAGAAUAUCACUCUGCCAUGUCUCAUUACUGGUAAAAAUGAAUGGGUGAGAGUGAAGGCUUCUUCACCCAUGGAUGUUAGACUUUUGAUCAGUACACCCUCGGGGUGUACAAGUGAUUUAAGUGAGUGCCAG